CGACCCGACGGCCCCGCCCACUCCUCAGGAUCCCCGGAUGUCGCGGGCGGGCGGGAGCGGGGAAGCGCCGCCUCCGCCGCCCGCUUUGAGCCGAGGCGGGAACGCCGGAGCGCGCGGCCUGCUCGUUUGUGCGCCCGCUGAGGAGAGCCGAGUUCCCGCCAAUUCCGUUCUGGCUGAGGUGGCGGCGACGGCGGCGGCUGGUUCUGUCUUGCCGGUCCCGCCGCGUCGUGGGGAGGAGGAGGACAGGCGUGUGGGGUGGAUGGUCUCUCCCAAAUCUUUUGCAUAACACCCAGACUUUGAGAAGAUGUGGGAUGACAUUGAGCUUUUUGAUGAUACAGGAACGCUGAACGUAGGCACGCAAGAAUACGGGAGUGCCUUCUAUCAAGUCAACACGCUAGUUAAAAUCUCUUCCUCAGAAAAGGUCUUGUCUAAUCCGAAGUUACAGGCCUCUAACUUGAGUGACAGCUUCACUUUAGUCGCUGACACAUCAGUGGUGGUGCUUGAUACGAACCUCUCUCCUCAACUGUUGAAUCGGUUUGAAACGGAAGUUGAUAUUGUUGGCACGUGCCAAGAAGGUCACUUUCUGGUUGUUGGUGAGAGAAGUGGCAACUUGCAUCUUAUUCACAUUCCAUCAAAGGAAACCUUGUUAACGCGUACACUGAUUCAGAAGUCUUCAAAUGACAGAACUUACCUGAGUCUCAAUCUAGAAAAAGAUAGUGCCGAUGCAGGCACCUAUCAUGCAUUUAUUCUCACCAGAAAUGGGAUCUUCUGUAUUAUGCACCUCCCCCUUGUCAAAACUCAGGAAGCAAUUGAUACCCUGGACUUCAGUACAGCGAAAAAGCUGCAAGAGCAAGUGGAAACAUGUUUUAUUUCUACGGAAGAGUACCAUACUGCUGGUUGUCUAACUUCUGUGACUAGACACGUGGCAAACAAGAUUUCUCUGAUGAUAGGGGGUUUAGGUGACUGUGUGAUAUCUGUGUGGGAGGCGGAUCCUAAUAAAAGACUGAUAUCUCUUCAAAAUGUUCUUGAUUCAAGUAUGAUCAAAGCUGUAAAACAGUUUCAGGUUGUGGAUAGUUUGUUGUACACCUUGGAUGAUGAGAAUGUCUUAAGCAUGUGGGAUGUUUACUCAUUUACUAUGAUUUGGGAUUGGCCUUCAGUUCACACAGAAGAAUUUCUUCUAAUCCAGUGUAGUGUGAAUCAUAAACUUGUAGCACUGACAGAACCUGAUGAUCAUAAACAGAUGAGAAACAUUGUAGUUUUUUCCUUACCCUUGAUGCACCAACUCUACUCUUUGAAAGUAACGAACAUUUCUUCACUGGUUCAAAGUAAAAUAAAUACGGAUACAAUAUACUUCUUGGAAGGUAUCUAUGAAAAUGAGCAUAAGUCUUUGAAUAUUCCUGUCUCAUUUCUGGUAAUGAGGUGCUUAACAGAAGCUGUUCCUGAGGACAGGCUAAGUCGUUUACUUCACAAGCAUAAAUUUUCCAAGGCUGAGAGUUUUGCUCUUCAUUUUGGACUAGAAGUUGAGCUUGUUUAUAAAAUGAAAGUGAGCUCCAUUUUGGAAAGAUUGGCUUCUGAGUGUGUGGACCCUGAUGGACGAUCACCCUGGUUAGAACUUGUGGCUCAAGCUAAAGAAAACUUGAACAAAAUUAAGGAUAGUCAAUUUGUAGUUGAGUGCUGCAUUCAAAGCCCUUGGCCAACAUAUGGGACAGCGCAUGAAAUGCUCAACUAUGCUGGAAACAGGGUUUCAAGCAGAGAUGUCACAACCUUUGCUGCUCCUUCUAAUAGGAAUUCAACAUCUCUUACAAUGGUGCUGCAGGCACAAGCAAGACUGACAACUUUUUAUGGAGCUUUUGGUCCGAAAAAAUUCAGUGGAACCACUUGGCUAAAGUUUCUGAAUAAUGAAGACAUCUUCAAGGACAUUGUUUUACAGCUGAAAGAAGGAAAUCUCUUUUCUGCAGCCUAUAUCUGGAAACGACAUCGGGGAGAGUUCACAGAACAUUUUAGUGUGGAAAUGCUUAAGGACCUGCUUGACGCAAUCUCUACAACCAUUUCUCGCAAGGAGCUGUGUUUGUGGUUUAAAGAUGGGAUUGUUCCUUUCAUAAAUUUGGCUUUGCCUGAAGGACAGGGAAUAAUAGCAAAAUGGCUGGAAGAACAAGCUCGAGAUCUUGAAGUAACUGACGAGGCCAACUGGCCAGAAAACGGACUUGAAAUGGCCCAGGUGUUUUUUACCGGUGAUCCAGAUAAAGCUGGAGUUGCAUCUUCAAUGUGCUGUACUCUCUGGAACGAUAAGUGUGAAGAGGUCUGUUGCUUAGCAAAACUGAUCCGAACUUUACACGACUUGAUAGAUCUUUACAGAAAGUACAACUGCAAGCUGACCCUCUGUGAGUUUGAAAAGGAAAGUGCAAGUACAAUAGUGUUCCGUAUGCUUGAUAAAGUUUUGGUGGCAGAACUCAUUCCAGCAACUUUAGAGAAAUUUAUUGAGCCAUAUAUGCACCAACAUGAUCUACAAAAGGAUGAAACUCUCUUGCAGUACAUAAAGGACUUGCUAGAACGCUAUUGUACACAGUCGACGUCUGUCUUUGAUACUGCUUGGGAAUCAAAGGCUAUAGGUGUCUUGAGCUGCAUGUCCAACACAGAUUUGAAGUUCGAAGGAGUUCUAGCAAUAAUGCAUAGCACUGUGGUUCCCUGGAGUCCAGGAGUAGAGCGGCUUGUGCAGGAAUACCUAGGAAUGGAUCAUGCCAGGGUGAAGCUCCUGCAGGAAGGUUACCGACUGAUGGAAAUGAAGUCAGUUCUGUUAAACUAUGGCAUCAGAGAUACCAGUCUUUUAAAUGACAAACAAAGGAUGCUGAGGGUGGCAAAGUACAUUGUUAAACAGGAUACCUCGUCUUCAUUAAAAGAUGCUUUGAAAAUAGCGAAUGUGUACAUGCUGCCUACUACAGACGUCUAUCUAGUGAGGAUUAUGGACCUUAUUAAUAACGACAAGGGAGAAGAGAUCCUAGACUUGUUCAUAUCUCUGCCUGCUAUUGAAGCUGUGGAAGUGGCAGAAAGAACAGUGAUCUGCGCGAAGCUGUUAUUAGAGCACAAAAUACCUGAUUUCGAAGAGGCAAAAAUGCAGCUUUCUGUGAAAAAGAUUGUUGUGAACAUCCUCAAAUUCUUACUGAGUAUUCAGAAAGAAAAUCUUGUGAAAAGAACAGAAUACAAAACAGAUUUAGAUGUGUUUAAAGCUCUUGUCACCUUACAGGAAAACUUUGAUAUCAUAAUUUCAGCCCAGAGUUAUGAGAACCAGACACUAAGAUCUCAACUACUUGAAGAGCAUAUUAAAGCUUAUGGAAGGACUCGGGGAUCUGGAAAAGGACAAGGAGAUGAUCCUAGUUCAAAGGACAGCCGCAUAAAGAAACCACUGUCAGAGUUGCAACUUUACAGACUGGCUUCACUUCUGCAAAUGACCAAGCUGGAAGUGGCGUCACAGCUGGUUCUGAGAGCGUUGGAUGCCAGACAAGUAGAAGAAGCACUCCAGAUAUGCAGAGAUUUUUAUGAAUGCCACUACAACAAAGAAGCAGGACAGCUGCUGUUUUUAGCCUGUCAAAAAUUCUGCCACAUGUUUGAUUGUGAUGGCAUGAUGGUCUCAUAUGAAGGAUUAAGUAUCCCAGCUGUGAUCCACAACAUGGCAUGCCAAGCAGCUACAAUAUGCAGCCCUGAUCGCUUAUUAGAUGCUGCAGAACUUUGUAGAUAUACCUCGCUUGCCUGUGAAAUUUACGAGAAGUGCCAAAUUGAAGACACUGGAGCUGUAUCAAAGACAGCAUUUUCUGGAGCUGAUAAAGACCCAUACACAGAGUGGACUUUUGAUGAUUUUUUCACUGAAGAAGGAGCAGUCUUGGAUCCACCCUCUGUACUUCCUGCUGCCUAUGAAAUCGCUUCCUGCAUGCUGCCUCUUGCAGGGAAGAACCUCUGUUUGCCCCUUAUGACUCUGAUGUCUGUUCUGCUCGACAAGUUGCAAGAAUGUAGUCAACAUGAAUUGAGCUUGAGACUGAUAAAUACCUCUUUGGGGUCUGCUGUUCAGCACUUUACAGGAAACAUCAUGGAUGCCGAUCUGUUUGCAAAGCUGAAUAACCAGGACGCAGUACAGGAUGCUGUAGAAGCUCUCAUCACAAUGAUGCGUCCUUCUCAGUCAAAGAUUAAAGAUAAUGUGAUGGCCCUGCUGCACAAGGUUUUUAACAGUCGCCAGCUAGACCACAAUCUGGCACUAGGCUACUGCUCUCUAUUGCCCAAAGAAAUGAUUUAUGAAUAUCUCUGGAACUUGAUCAACAAAACAGGGCAAAAUUAUAGCAAGAUUCUGUCAGUUGCCUUUGUUGGAGCGGGACUUGCCAGUUGCUAUGAUGAUAUGGAUGAAAAGCAGAAAUUUGAAGAAUUAAUCAUUGAAGCUGAAUGGGGCGGAAAGCUUGGAAAACUUAAAAUCUCUUUCCAGAAUGUAUUUAGAACACCAUCCAUAAGGAAGAAAGAGCUUCUGAGAACUUUGGUUCAGAAUCCACAUGUAAAAACCGAUCUCAUAUUAAAAUAUUGCAGGUCUUUCCAGUUGGACAGUGAGGCAGCAUUGCAGCUUUAUGUUAAGGCCAUCCUCCAAAAUGCCAGCGCAAGUCAUAUUGAAGGGGAACCUCCAAGAGAUACCAUAAGGCAGCCUCCUUCCGCAGUAGUGGCCAGAGCCACAGAAAUUAUCCCUUUGCUGGGAAGCACCGAUGAUUUGGUUACAAACCUUGAUGCCAUGCUGUACAAGCUUGAUCCAUAUGACUACGAAGCUAUUGAAAGUCUUCUGGUGAUUUUAGAGAAGGCUGGUGGGGAAACAUUAAGCAUCCCGUUGAAUAAAGCCCUGAUUCUCAUCGAACAUUUAAAAUCCUACAAAAGGAUUUCUGCUCCUGGGGACCUGGAAUAUCAGUAUGUGUUCGAGCAGGGUAUUCCUUUAUCACCAGCUGCUCAAGCCAGGCUGCCCUUCCACUUGAUCUUCUUCAGAACUGCACAUUGUUUCUGGAAAAUAAUUACUCCAGAACUGAAUGAGGAAUCAUUCCCAAAGAUUUUUUUGAUCUCCAAGAUCAUGAAGGUGUCGCUCGACACUCUCCAAAUGUGUGCAGCUAAUCAUGUGUUCCAAGAGAGGCUGAAGCCUAAAAUGCUAGAAUGGACAAAAAGUGGAUCUCUGCUAGUAGCUGACAAGGAAACUGUGGAAAUUAUUAGCACUAUUCAGUCUUACUUGCUGCGUGUAACUAACCCAGAAUGGUCUUCUUCAGUAGCACACAAGAUGUCUCAAGAACUCCAAUCAGGACCCAUCAAAGUGAUGGCAUUGAAACUCUGUGUCUAUUUAGUUGAAAAAUGGCGGACUCAUAAAGAUGUGCAGGAGGAAUCUCGAGAAAAGGCUCGAAUGUUUCAGAAAAAGAUACAGGUGGAAUACUGCAAGCAGGCCACAGGGGCUGUGCUCAUGGCCCACAAGCUUAACUCAGAGGAGCAUUUGAAGCUGAUUGGCAAGCCUGCCAGACUGGUGGUGCUGCUCUACCAGCACAGCAGCAUCAUAGAAAGAUUUCAGAAUCCAGCUGGCUGCAAUUACCCAGAUAUUCAUGCUGCAGCAAAAGAAAUAACUGAAAUCAACGAUCUGGACAUAAAGAAGAUUUGGGAAAUACUGCUGGAAAAAUGGCUGUGUUCAAAUGAAGCACCAAUAGAUAGAACUUCAGAGAUGGUUGAAAAAGCAGAAGAUGAAAUCAAGAGACUUGUAUAUGUCCUGCAGCUGCAGCCAGCAGAUAAAGGAUGCCGAAUCCUUUAUGAAUGUGCAACAUCUGCAACAUCUCCUAUUGGGGAAAACCAGCUGACGUUUGCUCAGAGAAGCAGAGCUCUCAAGUGCCUGAUCUACUUGGCAGACACUCCUACUGUUGAACUGCUCUUCAAAAAAUCUAUUCUGGAAGUAAGGAUUUUCCUGAAAGCCUUAAUUUACCUCGCUGAAUUGGAAAUCCUCAACAUUCCAUACACUUACCAAUCAUUCCACAAGGCUCCCAAGGAAGGCAUGAUCAAAGGAUUAUGGAAAAAUCACAGUCAUGAACCCAGGGCAGUGAAACUAGUGACUGAACUAAGUUUGGAAUAUCAAGUGUGGGAUGCUCAGCUGUGGAAUGGUUUGCUGCAAAAACUGCUUUAUUUCAACAUGGUUGAUUAUCUGAGGAAAGUUUUGGUAGAGAUUACGGGGAUACAUUCGUUAUGGCAGAUUCCAAACUUCUCCCGAGCUUGGCAGAAUGUCAUUCUCACACCAUUUCAUUCAGCUUCGUGUCCACCAAGUCAGAGUGAGGUGGAAGCAUGUUGCGUGUCUUUCAAAGCUCUGCUGCAGUGUCCUGUCCUAGCUCAUCUAGAUGUAAUCAGGAUUGCCAAACAGUGCAUGAAGUUGCAGCUUCUGGCUCUGGCUUUGGGGUGUCUCUGGCUGAUCCCUCAGCCAGAAAAAAGAGAUCAACAGAUCAAAGGCUUUUUAGACUCUUACCAACUGGAGGAGAUCUUGCACCAGGUCAAGGAGCACAUGGGCCACAGCGAACUGGCUUGCUUUGCUUCUGAGAUCAGGUAUUUGGUUCUUGAGUACAUGAUAAAAGGCAAAUGCUUUGUGGCCACACAGUACCUUCCCCACUUGAAGCUACAAGAGAUGGGGGCUGAAAAAUUGAAAGGGCUGGUUAAAUACCUGGCAGAAGAGAACAGGGUGGAUGAUGCAGCAGCCCUAAUAAAGAUAUGCCAUAAAGAACUGGGAAAUCCUGAAGCAAACCAAUCAUCAUCGGAUGUUGUAAAGAUGUUCCUCUGGAAGGAAUGAGAUCUCUGGCCAGGUCAAAGUGUUUUUCCCCUCUGUAUUAAAAUAUAUAUAAAGUCUUUUAAAAAGUA
Sphaerodactylus townsendi is the source of this 6888-nucleotide messenger RNA. RefSeq names its product kinetochore associated 1 (gene KNTC1). The coding region runs from base 305 to 6820 and encodes 2171 amino acids. Gene Ontology annotation, molecular function: small GTPase binding. NCBI's taxonomy places the organism in Eukaryota, Metazoa, Chordata, Lepidosauria, Squamata, Sphaerodactylidae. Gene Ontology annotation, biological process: mitotic sister chromatid segregation; protein localization to kinetochore involved in kinetochore assembly; mitotic spindle assembly checkpoint signaling. The record is from RefSeq and is a predicted model, not a curated record. The transcript has 63 exons. Gene Ontology annotation, cellular component: cytoplasm; kinetochore microtubule; RZZ complex.